CCCAAUUUUACAGAUCGACAGAAACUCUCGCGAACAUUACUUGUCAUACCCUUGGUUCCGAAGGAAACCUAGAAAACGAGACACCUGAAGAAGUCUUGCAAACUCUAAGCCUUGAACAUUUUUCUGAUACGUCACCAAGAAAUUUGGCCGGAGUUAGAAUAGUGCGUACGCAACAACCGCUUUCUUUCAAUAGCCAACACCUUGGUACUCUUCAUCAUCGCGCUGCAAUUCUGCCCAAGCAGUUGCCUCAAAGGAAACCACCGAAUCACAAUCUUUCCUCGGCCGCCUCAUAAUAAAACAAGAAAAUCAGUUCGGCUCAUUAGCAAGAGAGCCGUGCCGAAACUUCAAGUUUUUGAAAGAAAUGGAAACACGUGAUAUUUAGACUGCUAAUGGAGAAGAUAUCCUUGGGGGAAAAUCUCAUAUCGCUGAGUUGCAUCUCUAGGUUAACAGUAAUAACCAAUCAAACAUACGACAAUGUAUUAAAGAAAGAGAGCAAAAAAAAAACAUCUAGAAAUGGGCUUUCCUUCAAGAUCACGAGAUCCCUCCUCACCUCGGACAGCACAAUUCUCCUACAAGAUGUCUCACACCUACAUCCACAACGUUUUUUUUCCCAUGGUAAUACAACGGUAAGCAUAUAUCCUUAUCCAACUCAUACUGCUCGACACCAAACUCCCUUCAAACUUCUCAUCGAGGCACCAAACUCAGCUGAAGAGUUUUCCAGCACCGACUCAGCAUGUCACGCAAAGACAUCACCAUCAUCAAUCUCGUUCCACCAUCACACAAAUCCUCCACCUCUUAUAUCAUAUUCCCUCUCCUCCCUGUCGCCACAAAGGCACAUCCUCCUCUCACAAGGCCCAGCCCUCUUCACGUGCAUGGCUUUUCGAGAAGACUAUCGCCAUCCCUGUCGCCACAAAAUGUCCAGACUCCCAACCAAAGGCCAACACUUUCCCUCCAACAUCAGUCCACUCUCACGAAACCCUUCAACUCCAAGCAACACUCUCCCAAUUGAUAUGACUCCAUAUCACAUCUCCCCUCCAAGUAUUCCAAUGCGGGUCCCUCGCCUGUGUUGCCCGCCAAGUUAUAACAAAGGGCCCCUGCCCCUCAUUUUCUUUUUCGUCCCAUCAAUCCUGCCAAUCCCACCCCGUGCGAAUAACGUCAUUUUUAACCUUUUGUCGUGCUCGUCCACUGCAUACGAACGUUAGAAGGCUCCAUCGCAGCCUUGCAGGAGGAUUGUCGAGUAUCGUAGCCUUGUCUUGGCUGGAUUGAGAGAGUUUGGAGUUGGGAACGAAGGUAGGAGGCGUG
Mollisia scopiformis is the source of this 1302-nucleotide messenger RNA. RefSeq lists its product as uncharacterized. The transcript has 2 exons. The coding region runs from base 390 to 1202 and encodes 270 amino acids. The record is from RefSeq and is a predicted model, not a curated record. Lineage: Eukaryota; Fungi; Ascomycota; Leotiomycetes; Helotiales; Mollisiaceae.